UUUGGUUUUGUGGACCAGAAUUCAAAGAUUCGAACAGACAGUAAUUUCUGCCCUGUACAAUGGCGUCGUUGAUAUGUAUGGUGUCCGUGUUAUCUCUGUAUCUAAUUGUCCCGUUCUGUAGCGGUGUACCAGGAAAUGUACGAGUUCGCGACAUCACUGAUGAUCUCAACCAGUUGAUGAGUCUGGCGGGAGGGGAUUACGACAAUUUGGCUCAAUAUAACAGCGAUAUCGCCCGGGGAUUGCCGCCUAAAGAUAGGCACAUGCACCUACACGCAAAGUUUUACGAGACGAAAAUUCCAGCGCUAGGAGACAACAGUUUUUUCUACGUCCAGGAGCACGAGAACGGGGAUCCUACUCAGGUUUACAGCCAGAGUAUCAAUAGCUUUUAUAUUAAUAUCACAACAUGGGUUAUACGCAUGCGCAUCUACAAAUUUGUCGAUCCCGCCACGGCUAAAAAGUACAUCAACGCCUUUGAUCAUCCCGUAAUUUUCGACCAACUUCAACCGAGCGAUCUCAAGUUUAAUGAUGAUUGCGGUGUCACGUGGACGAGACUUGGGCCAGAGUUAUUCGUGGGGAAAAUGACGAUGGGCGCAUGCGUAUUGCCGUACAAGGAUACAAAUAUCAUCAUUUAUGACGAGAACUUCCUGUCUAAAUCUUACCUGACUGUCCACGAGCAGUGGUUUGUGAAAUCCAACGGUACCGAGAUUCUCGGCAAACUCUCGCCUUACAACGAGACACGGCAAAUCAUGGAACCGCCAUUUUCUCGUCUGGCUGUCAAGGGAGUCAAACUGUGAACAAAUA
Liolophura sinensis is the source of this 801-nucleotide messenger RNA. RefSeq lists its product as uncharacterized. The record is from RefSeq and is a predicted model, not a curated record. Gene Ontology annotation, biological process: protein-phycocyanobilin linkage. Bases 60 to 794 code for a protein of 244 amino acids. The transcript is spliced from 3 exons. Lineage: Eukaryota; Metazoa; Mollusca; Polyplacophora; Chitonida; Chitonidae. Gene Ontology annotation, molecular function: lyase activity.